AUGGAGGUCGUGGUGGAGAAUGCAUCUGGCAUCCCUGAGGGAAGCAUUUUGUCCAUCCGUGCUGGCAACGUCAGACGGCAAGGCACGCUUUCCACCGACAAGCCAGUGCAGUUCACUCAGACUAGUCUCUUGGAUGCCUGCCCUUUCAAAGUGGACCUCUUUGCCCCGUUGGGGAGUUCGAGACUGGUGCUUCGACCAAAGAGUGAUCGCUACUCUGUUAGCUUCGGUGACAAAGACCAGAAGAUGAGUUUGGAUCUCUUGGUACAGGGACUCUCAGAGGCUGCACCAGAGAAGCCGCAGCCCACCGCUCCGCGUGAAGAGCUUUUGUCUGAGACCGAGGCUUAUCUGGAGCGUCACGAGCUUCAGCGCUUCAUCCAGAAUCUCAUCACGAGCGUUCUGGCCGACAAGCCGGACGAUCCCUAUGCGUACAUGGCACACCACCUCUCCAACGUGCGAGUGAAGGAAAUUCCGCGGCCGCCAUCGGUGCAGGCAGCGCAGGGCACGCCGAGUCACAUCAAGCGCCCAGCCAAGAAGCCUGCACGGUUGACGCCUCACAAGCGGAGCUUUGGCAACCCGUCCUUCGUGGUGGAAGACUAUGAUGGGAACCUGCUUACACUUCGGGAACUUGAGGGCAAGGACAUCAUUGGUCCAGGAGCGGAGUUGAGACGCUUACGGAUCGAUGAGUUGGGCAAGAUGUUCCCGUCGAAAAGUCUUUCCUCUCCCUUGACCGAAAUCGUCGGCCAGUUCAUCGCGAAAGAUGCGAGUGCCACACAGGCCAUUCAGCUUGGCAGCACCGACUGCUUCUACCAGAUGCCACUUGCCGGUCCCAGGUCGUUGCUGCAUUUUGAUCCCGAGGACGUUGUGGCCACGCUGGUCACCUGUGGUGGCUUGUGCCCUGGUAUCAACGCAGUCAUCCGUGAAUUGGUAAUGAUGCUUGCGCAGUAUGGUGUCCGGAAGAUUUAUGGUAUCCGUGGUGGCUACAAGGGAGUGAUCAAGCCGGAGACUUGGAUGGAGUUGACGCCAGACAGUGUGCAGGACAUCAACAGCAUGGGAGGGACUAUUCUUGUCAGCGACCGCGGCAACCCCACAGAGGAGGAACAAGUGAAGGUUCUGAUGGAGAUGGGAGUCCGUGCCCAUUUCAUCAUCGGAGGAGAUGGAACCCAACGUGGUGCUUACGAUUGCGCGCAACUGGUGAAAGCCAAAGGCUGGAAUUGCUCAGUUGUCGGAGUUCCGAAAACCAUUGACAACGACAUCCCCAUGCUGGAUUGUACGUUUGGUUUCGACACGGCGUGUAUGGAAGCGGAGAGGGCCAUCAAGGCUGGAUAUGUUGAGGCCAACUGCAAUUCCAAUUGCAUCGGCCUCGUCAAGCUGAUGGGUCGAAACUCGGGAUUCAUUGCCUUGCAUGCCUGCCUAGCGGCACGGCACGCGGACAUAGUGCUUCUUCCAGAGAUGAAAAUCUGCUUGGAGAAGGUACUGCAGCAUUGCUUGGAGCUGAUGCAGUCAAAGGGUCGCUGCGUGAUUGUGGUGGCCGAGGGCUGUGGCGAAACGAUGCUCAAAAGCUGUGGGGAAGAUGGCGAAGUCGAUGGUGGCGGCCACAAGAAGCUCCCAGAUGUGGGGCCAUGGCUUCGUGACAAGCUGAUUGAGCGUUUCAAGCAGGUGAAGCUACCGCUGACGGUCAAGUACAUUGAUCCGACGUAUAUGAUUCGUGCCAUCGGGCCAAAUGCAAAUGACAGCGUUUACUGCUCUUCGUUGAGCCACAAUGCUGUGCAUGCUGCUAUGGCCGGCUACACAGGAAUUACCGUUGGACAGGUCAGCAGCCGACAGGUGCUGUUGCCCAUCGCGUGCGUCACCAAGAAUCCGCAGAAACGAGUUGACCUCAAGGGCCAAAGGUUCCAGGAGCUUGUCAGCUCCACGUUGCAGCCCAACUUAGCACCCGACGGUGAAGAUGAGGAGGUUGAACAUGCACCGGCACCUGUGGAAAACCCGUUGCUGCAUGAUUCUGAGCCUGUCGAGCUCCUCAGCGCCAUGGGAGAAGGAUGCGAGGUCCGACGCCUCGAGCUUGAGCACCUAUCCAACACGUUUGGCGAACAGUCGGAAACCACCACUCUCAUGGAGCAGGUGAAGGGAGGUCGAGUUAGCUUCUUCGACCAAGCCUCCUGGGUCACUCAGACACUUGGUCUGCCCGGUGUCCGUCUCCAGAUGUUGAAGGCCGGACCACGAAAGAAGCUGUACUUCAAGCCUUCGGAGGUGGCGGCCACGAUUGUGACUUGUGGUGGCUUGUGCCCUGGUUUGAACUCCGUCAUCCGUGAGCUGGUCAUGAUGCUGUAUGCGUAUGGCGUCAAGAAGGUCUACGGCAUCAAAGGAGGUUUCAAAGGCGUGGUGAAUCCACAGAGCUGGGUGACGUUGACGCCCGAGAAAGUCAAGGACAUUCAUCUUCAGGGCGGCUCGAUCCUGGUCAGCGAUCGUGGGAACCCUCCGCACAGCGAGAUGGCAAAGGCGCUGAAGAAGCGGGGUGUGCGGCAGCACUUUGUCCUUGGUGGCGACGGCACGCAGAAAGGCGCAUACCAGACUUACGAGCAGAUGCAAGCCAUCGGUUGGGAGUGCGCCGUUGUGGGCAUCCCGAAGACAAUCGACAACGACAUCAACCUGCUGGACCGCAGCUUUGGCUUCGAUACAGCCAUGACGGAGGCGCAGAAGGCAAUUGAAGUUGCCUACAUCGAAGCCACGUGCAAUGCAAAUGCCAUUGGCCUCGUGAAGCUCAUGGGCAGGCACUGUGGCUACUUGACGAUGAUGUCGGUAUUGGCUGCACGCCACGUGGACAUCUGCCUUCUGCCAGAGAUGGACAUCAACUUGGAUAAGGUCCUUGAUCACUGCGUUGAGCUUGUCAGCACGAGCGGAUAUGGCGUGGUCGUGGUUGCGGAGGGCUGUGGCGACACGCUGCUGCACAGCUCAGGAGCAACCGACGAAGGCGGAAACAAGAAGAUCAACGACGUUGGGCCGUGGCUGAAGGAUGCCAUCACUACGCACUUCAAGAACUUGAAGCUGCCAGUUACAAUCAAGUAUGUGGACCCGACCUACAUGGUUCGUGCAGUCCCGGCCAAUCCCAACGACAGCAUCUAUUGCUCCGAGCUGGCACAGGCUGCAGUGCACGCUGCCAUGGCUGGCUACACAGGCGUGACCGUGGGCAAAGUGGACCAACAGGUCGUCUACCUUCCCAUCAAGAUGCUGACUUCGAUGCCCAGCCGCGUUGUCGACAUCAAUGGCCGAUGGUUCGAAGCACUCCGCACCACAACGCAACAGCCAAACCUGGAGUGGGUCGGCAACGCCGCGGCCAAACCAAUCGACCCGACGAAGAAGAACUACAUGCAGCGUUUCCGGCGCAAUGGGUCCAAAGCAGGCCCGAGUACGCCGAACAUGCCAAACACGCCGAACACUGUUUAG
This is a messenger RNA of Symbiodinium natans, 3441 nucleotides long. Lineage: Eukaryota; Dinophyceae; Suessiales; Symbiodiniaceae. The record is from the annotation of a GenBank genome assembly.